UGUUCUGUUCUUGCGCAGUUCAGGAUCAUUGGUUGAUGUGACAAACUGAGCAACUUCCUGGUUUUUAUUUUUCUCAAUUUGUUGUUAACUGGGGUGUUACACGACGAUAUACAAUUCUCUUAAUUCGCUAAAAAGGAAGGCAAUGCCAAUGGGUGUAUCAAUGGGGCAUCGGCAAAAACCCACAGAAGAGGAGCACAUCGUGCCCAAGGACCCAGAAAAGAGGAAGCUGCCCCGGAAGGACUAUGGAAGUACCAGUAAUGACGGCUGCAGCAACUGCCCCACCUGUCGAGGGACAGGGCGCAUCCCACGAGGUCAGGAAGCCCAGCUGGUGGCAGUCAUCCCCUGCAGUGACCAAAGACUGAAGCCCCGACGCACGAAGCUGUACGUAUGUAUGUCAGUGGUGCUGUGCCUCUUCAUCUGCACACUGAUCCUCUUCUUCCUCUUCCCACGGAGUGUAUCGCUGUCGCCUGUGGAGCUGAAGUCAUCGUACGUCUUCUUCACCCCUAACACCGUUCAGAUGAAUCUUACGAAUGUCCUGAAUAUUACCAAUGAGAACUUUCUUGCUGUCCAGGCCUGCAACUUGGACCUACAGAUCCUGAUUGCUGAUACCAUUGUGGGAAAGAUCAAAAUUGCCAAUGUCACCACAAUCACACCACGCUCCCAGAAAGUGUACACAUAUGGGAUUCCCAUUACAAUUGCAGACCCUGGCUUGAACAAUUAUUGCAAGUCGACCUCUUUCAGAAUUCACACCUUGUUUUUGCAUUUACAGAUGACAAUGAAGGUGUUUUAUCUGGCACACUCCGAGCAGUUGUCCAUGGAUACGUUUCAGUACGUUGAUUGUGGGAAUAACUCAACCAUCCCCCAUGACGCUUAGCCCCUCCAUCCCACGAUCGCGGUAUUGUGAUGUGCCGUGGGUAUGAAUUGACUCUGGAAUGGCUGAACUCCAUUGUUAGGAGCUUUGGGACUCCUCUUCUGCUGGGAGCGCCAUCUCCAUGUCUCUGCAUCAGCAUCAGCAAUUUGAUGUAGUUAACUGUGAAUUGUGUAAAAAGAAUGCCACCAUUUGAAAGAGAUGUCACUCCAGCCAGAACUAGUGGUGUAAAUACGUUGCCGGAUGAUAAUACAUCCAUAUUGUGUGAUCCUUGUAGGAAUUACAUCUCUUUUUAUACAUAGUACUCCCAUUUUAGGGGACCAAAAGUACUUGGACAGUUAGCUUCUCAGCUGUUUAUUAUUAGGCAGGUGCAUUCAAUCACUUCCUUCAUGCAGGUAUAAUAAAGUUUUCAAUAUCUAGUCUUGAUUCUAGGCUUUUGAUUGCCUUUGUCAACAUGAGGACCAAAGUUGUGCCAAGUUGUGUCAAAGAAGCCAAAUUGUACAAUUGUCCAAAUACAAAAGGACUGCACAGUAUAACACUCAAUGACAACUGUAUUAGAUAUUUAUCGGACAUAUUUUUUGGACUUACUGGUCUUCUGCUGCUGUAACUCACUUCAAGGUUCAACGUGUUGUGUGUACAGAGAUGCUCUUCUGCCUACCACUGUUGAAAUGUGUUGCGAGUUACUGUUGCCUUCCUGUAAACUUGAACCAGUCUGCCUAUUCUCCUCUGACCUCUUUCAUUAACAAGGCAUUUUUACACACAGAACUGCCACUCACUUGAUGUUCGUUUUCGCAACAUUGUCUGUGAACUUUAGAGACGGUUGUGUAUGAAAACCCAAGGAAAUCAGUAGUUUCUGAGAUACUCAAACCACCCCAUCAGGCACCAACAAUCAUUCCAUGGUCAAAGUAAGAUCAUAUUUCUUCCCCAUCUGAUGUUUGGUCAGCUGAAUCUCGAUCAUGGCUGCAUGCUUUUAUGCAUUGUGAAUUGAUUUCUGCUUUUAUCAAAAUGUACAUGCCAGUUCUUAUUUCUAAUUUUCCCUUUUUGAAUAUGUUUAUCAUAUAUGGGAUCUGCCAUUUUUAUUGAAAUGGCUCAUUUUAGUGCCAUUUUAAUUUCCAUAACAAGUAAUGUUUAGUGUGAAUAAUAUAAGCACUGCGCAAUUUCACCGUUGAUCAUUUAAAAUAGUUCAAUGGACGUUGCAAGGACUUUGAUUUCCAGAAUAAAUAACAGCAUCUCGUUUAAUUUUGGUGUACUUAGAUGAUACACAGUAAGUAUCAUCCAGUGUUUCUGAAAUGCACAGAUGAUGCACUGUGUACAGAUAUUUACAGUAUAUUGUCCAAAGUUGACCAGCAAUAUUUAGCAGAUGGCAAUAGUGGCUCCUCCACUAUACGCAAGUUUGAUUUACACUUUAUUAAUACAUUUAAUAUGGGGUUGUCAUGACACCAAAGUUUACAAGUAAAUUUUCAUUUGGCAAACCUUUUAGUGUAAUGUAAUGCCAUUACACCUGGUUGCAUUAAAUACAGUGUAUUCUUUGAGGAACUGAAACUUAAUUACCAUGUUUCCCCAUAAUUUACAGGUGGGACAGAUUUCUAUUUAAAGCGAUCGGCCAGUAGGUGGGGAUCAGGCUGUACACUCUAAAAACUCUUCAAUGAAAGUAAAAGCAACAUUUGUCAACACCUGAUUGGGAUCACAUUUUUGGAAAUAGCAAAUAAUGCAUUGUACCCCAUUGAAAUAUAAGUUCCCAUAUUAGAUGUUUUGGAAAUAAAUGCUUUAACGGUAAAGGGAUAUUUUAUGUAUGUUUGGUUUUACCUCAGAGGGUGUGCACUUUACUGUGUAAUUGCAAAUAUCUUAUGUAUCAUUUAUCAUUUUAAUAUGUUGAUUUGCAGUAUACUGCAUGUAUAUUCAUGUGCACAUUUUGAUUGUGAUUUUAUAAUUAAAUAUGAAGAAUAAAUAUGAAUUUUUCCUGUUCA
Molecule: messenger RNA, 2835 nt
Organism: Conger conger (European conger)
Lineage: Eukaryota; Metazoa; Chordata; Actinopteri; Anguilliformes; Congridae
Product: transmembrane protein 106B-like
Exons: 8
Coding region: 143-874 (243 amino acids)
Source: RefSeq, a predicted model, not a curated record